This is a messenger RNA of Pundamilia nyererei, 5077 nucleotides long. RefSeq names its product signal-induced proliferation-associated 1 (gene sipa1). The transcript has 16 exons. Lineage: Eukaryota; Metazoa; Chordata; Actinopteri; Cichliformes; Cichlidae. The record is from RefSeq and is a predicted model, not a curated record. Gene Ontology annotation, biological process: regulation of small GTPase mediated signal transduction. Bases 824 to 4609 code for a protein of 1261 amino acids. Gene Ontology annotation, cellular component: cytoplasm. Gene Ontology annotation, molecular function: GTPase activator activity.
UGUGAAUGGAAUAGAAUCAGCGCGAGAGGAAGAAAGAGGGAGGAGGACAGCGCAAAUCAACCUGCCCCUUGACUUUAACAACAGAAUAGAGCCGGCAGACACAGAGAUCGGGAAGUGUGCGUGCGUGUGCUGCUGUUUUAUUUUAUUUUUGGAGAGAGGAAGAGAACAUCAGACAGGAGGAACUGAGGGAGGAGGAGGAGAAGGAGCCUCACCGUGGAGAUAGAUAGCAGAAAAAUGCUGUCACGGGGAGAGAAGGGGAGGGAGUCGGCAGAGAGGAACAGGAUGAAACAAGGCAGGGUUGAGCAGAACUGAAAUGUGGAGGUUGCCGGUGGAUAAGACCGAAAGAGAGGCCGCAGGCACUGAAAGCGUGCACACGGAAGGACGCUGUGUUGAUACAUAAGGAGCCUCUCUUAAUCAGAGGACACAGAGUCAGGCUCCAGUGAUGAUCCUCACAUCCUUUACAGGAAGGAGCACCCCGCAACUGGAGUACCACCUAAACACACAUCUGCACACCUGGAUGGACCGCUGCAGAAAACAGGAGCACUUUUUCGCGUGUCCUCAUCUUCCACACUUGGGAACGUAUUGACAGAGUGCAGUGUCUCACACAGCAUCUGUGAGAGCCUGAGAGUGGAGAAGAGGGUCAGCCUUCGUAAGUGGUGUGAAUGAGGACUGAGUUUGCUGCUUUCGCUCAGUGUUCCCAUUUCACACCAGCGCCAUAGAGACCGGGACAACAAUUUAACUGGGAGGGUGGGGUUAGCGGGAAGCCCUGGAGCAGAGUGGAGAAAAUACCGCUGGACUGGAGUUGGUUUGUCAGGUGGACACCAUGCAGUCAGACGACCUCUUCAUUCGCAAGUUUCGCCGUCAGAAUCAGCGGCCGCCUAUCGCAGCGGUCAACUUUGACCCCAAGAGGGAAACGGGUGUAGUGGAGUGGCCGCCAAGAAGGGACGGCGAUGGGGCCGAAGCGGACAGCCUCACCCCGAGCCGCGCCGGGUUGACCCUGCGGUCCAUGGGCCGGGGGCACAUCAUGCAGAGAAGUAACAGCGAUGUCACACUUGGGGACUUGGACUCCUCUGGGAAGGCGGGGGGGAAAACAGCGCGAGCGGUUGGUGAGAAGGUGGAUGCUGGGGUUCAGGGAGACACAGGUGUGCUGUUACACAGGGAGUACGGCAGCCUGUCAUCACUCGAGAGACAGACUCAAGCCCAGGAGCCAAGAGCAGACGACCAGGGACCCCUGAGUCCAAGUGCCCUCCGCUUCAAAGACCCUUUCCUGCUUUUAGGGCUGCAGGGACACCCUCCAGAACCCGAUGGAUACUUUCGAGGUGUUUGCACGGUGGAUGGCCCAAAACCCGUUAAGCCACCAAAGCCUGAAGGUCUUAGCAAAAAGUCUAAACCCACGACCUCUCAGGUCCCUCAACCAGUUCCAUAUGACAACAUCGGGGGCGGAGCCUGGGUGAGGAGCUUUGCUCACUAUGACGUGCAGAGCAUCCUGUUUGACCUAACCGAGGUAGCCACAAACAGAGACAGCAUUGGACGGAAAAAGAAUAUCACCUCAGGGGCUUCAGCUGCCUCCCAGCCCCGUCCCCUCUCCCUGUCCACCCCAUCCUCACCUGCGCAGGGCGGGGGUGGCAGCACAGGGAACGCAGAAGACAACGAACAGUCAAUGAUGCUAGAUGAAGGUGAUGGCAACGAUAACGAGCUCCUCCUCAGCUGCCCCCACUUCCGCAACGAGACUGGAGGAGAGGAGCAGGCGGGCCUGGGUCGAUCCCAGGGAAGGAAGGGACUCUGGUCUAGCCUUCGCAUCCCCAAUGAUGCAGUUUCGGUCCUGGAAGAGCCCAGAGAGAGCAAUGUGCAGCAGCAGGGCAAGAGCAACUACUUCAUAGAGCAUGCUGAUCUGGGAGCCCAUUACUAUCGCAAGUAUUUCUACAUGAAAGAACAUCAGAAUUUUUUUGGAAUUGACGAACGCCUCGGGCCGGUGGCCAUCAGCUUCCGUCGAGAGGAGAAAGAAGGAUCCAGCGGCGCUCAGAACAACUGUAGAAUCAUAUUUCGCACCACAGAGAUGAAGACUCUGCGAGGUUCCAUCCUGGAGGAGUCGGUGCCCUCUGCGGCUCGACACACGACCCCCAGAGGCUUGACUCCCAAGAGGCUGUUGGAGUUCAUCAUGCCUGAGCUGAACCAGCACUGCCUUCGCUUGGCCUCAAACUCCCCCAAGGUGCGGGACACCCUGCUCAAACUGGAUGAACAGGGGCUGAAUUUUCAGCGAAAGGUUGGGAUAAUGUACUGCCGGGCCGGGCAGAGCUCAGAGGAAGACAUGUACAACAACGAGAGCUCCGGGCCGGCAUUUGAGAAGUUUCUGGAUCUGCUCGGGGAACGGGUGCGACUGAAGGGCUGGGAAAAAUACCGAGCUCAGCUGGACAACAAGACCGACUCAACUGGGACACAUUCGCUCUACACGCGCUACCAGGACUACGAGAUUAUGUUUCAUGUGUCCACCAUGCUGCCCUACACAGCCAACAACACACAGCAGUUGCUGCGGAAGCGCCACAUCGGUAACGACAUUGUGACGAUCGUGUUUCAGGAGCCGGGCGCUAUGCCCUUUACUCCGAAGUCCAUCCGCUCCCAUUUCCAGCACGUCUUCAUCAUCGUGCAAGUUCACGAGCCCUGCACCGAGAACACCUACUACAGGGUGGCUGUGACACGCUCUAAAGACAUCCCAUUAUUCGGGCCUCUGUUCCCCAAAGGUGCCCGAUUCCCUCGCUCGGCCGCCUUUAGAGACUUCCUCCUGGCGAAGGCGGUCAACGCUGAAAAUGCUGCAGAGAAGUCAGAGAAGUUCCGCUCCAUGGCCACCCGCACGCGUCAGGAAUACCUGAAGGACCUGGCGGAAAACUACGUGACCACCACGCCCAUAGACUCCUCCACUAAGUUCCCCCUGCUCUCCCUGGGCGGAAAGCGCAAAGACAAGAUGAAGGGCGCCAAAGGGGCCGAGCUGCACAGCAAUGGGGCCCUUGUGUGGGCGGUGAUGGUGAACAGCAUAGAUGAAUGGGAAGCCGGAGAGCACAAGCUCCCCUGUUUGCUCGCCGUGUCGACCGAGUCGGUGGUGCUCAUCGAGAGGUACUCGCGCAAGGUGGUGUUCAACUGCUCCUGUCGCGAUGUCAUUGGCUGGAAGGCGGUGACAGAGCCCAAAGACGGGGGGCCCUGCUUAGAUAUCUUCUACGAGCGCGGGGAGUCGGUGUCGAUCAGCAUGAUGGAGAACCAGGCAGAAGACAUACGAGAGGUGGUGCAGAGGCUUGAGCUGGUUACACGGGGCUGCGAGGCGCUGGAGGUCACACCCCUGCGCGACGGAGUGGGGCAGCCCGGCUUCCUGAUGAACGAGGAGGGCUUUGUGACGGAGCUGCAGCGGUUUUGCUACGCUGAGAGCGGAGGCCUGCAGCUGUGGGCUCGCGUGGUGAGGCUCUGCGGGCACUCGCUGGUUCACCUGAGCCUCGACGAGAGGACCAGGCUGCUCCGCACCGCCCACAAGAUCCACAUCACCGUCAUCCCACCGGACGAGAACGGCAAGCCUCGCAGGAGUUUCUCUGAGCUGUAUCUGAAAGCCAUCAAGGAUGCAGAGUGCAAGCCCGGUGAGAAUCAGUCAGGAGAGGCCUGGGUGCUGGACGAAAGGGAGGAAGAGGAGGAGGCAAAAAAAGAGGAUGAUGAUGUGAAGACGGGCGGGGUCGAGGAGCCGGACACAAAGGAGGCGCAGGUGGAGACCGACGAAGGCGAAGAGCAGCUCUGCGAUAAAGUGGAGAGCGAGCGCAAUCCGUACUCGCUCCUCACAAUGCCCAGCUUACCUUUGUUACGAGCCACAUCUCUGCAGGACCAGCCGGCCAAUCAGGGCCAGGAGGGCAGCGCUUCGCAGCUCCCGCGCAGCUACUCUCUGGAAAAACAGCUGUCCUACAGCGACACUUGCGACGCGGGGCACGUGUAUGACAACGUGGGGUUGAAGGUUGAACACCACAUCUAUGAGAACAUCGGGGAGCUGAGGGAUGCCACACCUGAUCUGAUCCUGGAAGUCAAACCGAAGGUUCCCCUCGGCGACGAGCAGUUCAUGGGGGCCGAGUUUGGCGAUGACAAAGCCUCGGCGAGUGACUCCUCUCUCUCGUCUUUGCGGCUGUCAAGUGUGGACCGAGCUGAAAGAAAUUCCCGAGCCCUGAGUCUUCAUAACUCCAUCACCAAGAUUCUCUCGGAGACAACAGAUUCGACUGAGGAGGAGUGGCAGUCGAUUUCUGACCUGGCCACAGCCUGCCGCAACAUCCUGGAGGCUUUGUCACGAGAGGACCGUAAAGCCGGAGACCCUUCCCAAGCAGGCGCUGAUCAAACUGACGGCAAGCCAAAAGAAUCAAAGGAGAGUGACUCUCCAGGCCACCUGGAGGAGAAGGUGUCGCAGCUGGAGGCCAUGCUGAAGAAGCUGCAGGAUGACCUGCAAAAGGAGAAGGAGGACAAGGCGGUGCUGCAGGCUGAGGUGCAGAGCCUCAGGCAGAACAACCAGCGGCUGCAGGAGGAGUCACAGAGCACGGUGGCCCGUCUCAUCAAAGUCACCGAGCUGCUGUGCAACGUCAACAAGCCUUGUUAGCUUCACCGCCGCACGUGCGUGCACGCACGGAAAUCAGCAGAGUGAUGCAAAUCGUACAGUGCGGGUUUUUUUACGCUCGACACAUUUACUUUGUUCUGACAUAUUUUGAAAACACACACACAUACCUAUCCUCUUUAAUCUCACAGUCUCUUGUCCUGAAUCCUGGACUUGCCUGCUGGUGAGGGAGUAUGCAAAUCAAUUUUUAGGGGGAAAAAAAGACAUUUAUCACCCAGUGAUGACCUUUGCAGACUGACCGACACAGGCUGCUGUGUUGAUGUGCUAUGCCAGAGUGCUUCUAGUAGUGUGUGUGUGUGUGUAUGUAUGAUUCGGUGUGUGUGGAUGUGUGUGCGUCUAUAUAUUGCUUCAAAUACUUGACGAGCUGGGCUUAAUAGCACUUGCUUUAAAAGACUGAGAGACACUGAAUAGCAUGUUUGGUGGUGUUUUAGCCAAAAUGACCAAAAGUGUAUA